Diabrotica virgifera virgifera (western corn rootworm) is the source of this 1443-nucleotide messenger RNA. Its product is annotated as ABC transporter F family member 4-like. The record is from RefSeq and is a predicted model, not a curated record. Bases 1 to 1443 code for a protein of 480 amino acids. The transcript is spliced from 2 exons. NCBI's taxonomy places the organism in Eukaryota, Metazoa, Arthropoda, Insecta, Coleoptera, Chrysomelidae.
AUGUUGUCUUUAGAAAGCACUGAGCUUUCACCGAGCAAUUCCGCUCAUAAUGUUGAAAAACCCACCUUACCCGAAUCCCUCUCGAAGUCAGAGCAUGAGUCGUCUGACGACAAUGCUUCUGGCGACGAGUCCGCCCCUAGAGCCUCUUCCCCCAAGUCGGAGAUGGAGGAAGAGUACUCUAGUUCUGAAGAUGAAUCUAUGAUCGACGAUAAGUUCUCCGAAGAAGAAAUCCAAGAGAUUUAUAAAGAUCUGCCCCAGGUUACUGAAACCCCUCAGGUUUCUGAAAUAACAAACCAAACCCGCGAUUCCGAAACCCCUCAGGUUUCCAACCCCACGGAGUUCGACAAAGCGAACGCAUACUCCCGGCGCAUCGAGGAAAAGCAGUCCAACAAAAGACCGCGCAACCCCUCAAGCCCCACCCAAGAACAGCUGAAAAAAGCUAAAGACGUUGAUGGCAUGCAGCAAACAAUAGAGGAAUUGUUUGCUAAAUUGCAAGAGAAUGAGGUUGAAAGACGUCAGGAUCAGGCAAGGCAUAGCCAACAAAUCGCUGAGCUAAUGGAUGAGCUGAAAAAGCUUAGGACCAUGCUCGAGCAGAAAGAUCAAGAAAAUCGGGAACUAGUCGCACAGCUGGUGAAACUAACCGAUAGAUCUAAUCCCACCCCAACCCCCUCAGAGCCAGAAUCUGAACCCAACCUAGAAGUGGCAGAAAUGGACACGGAAGAGGUUGUGGACUCAGGCAGUGAAAGCACCUAUCGUUUUCCAAAAUACAGGAAAAAGAAAGGUGCAUGCAAAAAACCUAUUCAAGAACCAGAACACGGCAAAAGCAGUGUUAAAGACGCCCAACCUGAGGCAAAUAAAGCUGAGAGGAUAAAUGAGUCUACCCUAGCAAAAUCUGACCUCAACUUAGAAGUGGCAAUGAUGGACACUGAAGUAGUUGAGGACUCAGGAGAUGAAAAUGCCUACCAAUUCCCUAAUUACAGGAAACGGAAAGGCAGAAAAGCCACAAACAAACGCGAAUGCAAUGACGACACCCAACCUGAGGCAGACAAUGCUGAAAAGGUUAAAGAGCCGAAAAAGCGAAAAGCAAAUCCUACUACUACUGAUAAUAAUGGAACAUCUCAUCCUGCUGCGUAUCAAGAAGGCCAACAGCUGGACGAUUCUGAUUGCUUCGCGGAUGAAAGUAACCCCGCAUCCCCUCAGGAUAGCCAAAUUAGUAUGGAUAUACCCCCUCAGGGAUCAAAUAAUGCAUUAAAAACACUUCUAGACGCUGAGUACGACAGCAGAAGAUGUGAUGGAAAGAAACCGAAUAAAAGGCCAUGCAGCAGUCCAGCCACGGACAGAAAUCAAGAUGAUCUGGCCAUAACGGUCCAGAAAUUAAUGAUACAGCUGGAAAAAAGAGAUAAGGAGGCCAAAAUAGAACAACAAGAAUUCAAAGAAAUGUAA